CGGUAGCGGAGCCACUCGACGCUAGCCAGCAGGAGGAUGUCGAGCAAGCGCGGGGGCGUGACGGACAAGCCCGCGGGAGGACGUGGCGCAAGUGGUGGUGAGCGCGACCUGCUCAAGUCGAUGCAGCAGGCGCUGACGGUCCGCCAGGCGCUGGCUGCCCACUCGGCGCUCGGGGGCGGACUGACUGAUGGCUGGAGCGACGACGACGAGGCCAAGAUAGGCGAGCUCCCGCAGGUCCACACAAGCAAGUCGAGCUCGCGGCGGAGCUCGAGGAGGAGCUCGCGGCGGAGCUCGCAGCACGGCUCCGGGGCGAGUAGCUCGAGGUCGCGCGGCUCAAAGUCAGGCACGCCGCGGUCGGGCCCCGAGGCGUCGACGUCGCGGAGCGGGCGGCGGCGUGGCGGUGGUGUUAGGGAAGCGCCUGCCGAAGCGAGCGAGGUUGAGGCACGGGCUAGCAAGCGGGCGGCGCGGCGGAAGCGCGGCGCAGUCCAGGCUGAGCCAGCAAGUAAGCUGAGCGGGGUGCGCGAGGACAAGGCGAGCGGGGUGAGCGAGGGUGGCGGGACAGAGCCGGCGCCAGCAGACGCACCGGCAGAUGGAGAAGAAGCGGCGGCAGCGGAGGGUCCGACGUACUUUCUCAAGCAGCUGGUCAAGGCGUUUACUGAGAUCGAACGCGAUUUGGGCGCCGAGUCGAUGCGGGUGGACCAGCUGCAGGCAUGGAUUACGACUACGCUCAAGCCCGGGCUGGCGCAGAUGAACUCGCGGCUGACUGAGCGGUGCGGCGAGCUGAAGCGCGAGUUUGAGGUUGCGGCAGCGCCGUUCAAGGAGCGCGGCGACCGGCUUCGGCCGCAGGUUGCGGCGCUGGUGCCUGUGCUGGAAGAUCUUGUUCUGCGGCUGACGUCGCAGGUCGAUGGGGCGAUUGGAACGUACGACGCGGUGGCAGAGCAUGAAGCUGAGCUUGCGCGGCGGAUCGAGCGAGUGCUGGUGGACUUGCAGGCACAGGCUGCCGAGCUCGAGUCGCUCAUGGACGAGGCCGAGGACGCCCAGCUUGAGUCGCUGGAGGAGCGGCUCUCGGCACGGCUCCUCCGCGAAGCGUCGGAGAAACUUGCGGUAGGUGCAGCCGAGCGCGGGAGCGGGCUCGACGCGCGGAUGGCGUGCAUGCAUGCACAGCUCGACCAAGUGGUGGCGACCGAAGCCGGGCGGCAAGUCCAGGCUAUUGCCGAGGAGCUGAUGGAAGUGCGGGCGGCCGAGGAGGCCAAGCCGCACCCUCUCAAUCCGGGCGGCAACUCGAUGGCGACGCGGCAGGCCGAGUUCUUUGACUGGCUCUCGCAGCACGGCUACGAAGCUUACUUUGUCAACUUUAAGGAGUACGGCUACGAUACGCUUGCGGUUCUCGGCACCCUCACCCCGGACGAGAUUGCACUCCUCGGCAUCCGCAAGGCCGGCCAUCGCCGCGGUCUGGAGAUGGCCAUCGAGCAGUUGCGGCGGCAGCAAAUCCUUGAAGGGUAAACUUAGUAGUCUAUGGC
Molecule: messenger RNA, 1520 nt
Organism: Thecamonas trahens ATCC 50062
Lineage: Eukaryota; Apusomonadida; Apusomonadidae
Exons: 1
Coding region: 37-1503 (488 amino acids)
Molecular function (GO): protein binding
Source: RefSeq, a predicted model, not a curated record